GAAAAAACUCGCAGUGUUAUUUGAUAAGAUAACAUAAAACUCUUAAAAGUGCUUAUUAAUCGGGUAGAUUUAAACAAAGCUCUUAUGACAGAGACACAUCGAGGCACGCCCAAUUAUAAAAUGUGAACGGCACUGGGAGAGCACGAUAGCGCGAAGCAGAAAACAGCUUCAUCAAGUUUCCAGUGGACAACCCUUUUCUGAGGGGCAGACGAAAAAUGGGCGAAAGCGAGCUGAUUUGGCCAGAGAUUGGAGUGGAUCCGCAGCAUGUGUGCGAAACUGGCGUCGAGGGACGCUACCAGCUGGUCUGUGACAAGUCCUGGCUGCAGUCGCUCGAGAAGCAUCGGAAGCUGACUCAUUUCACAAGCUGGCCUUUUCUCGACCGCAGGGCACACCCCACUGGCCAACUAGAGCAUCCGUGGACACGCAUCCUAGUGCAAACGUACCGCAAGCAGCCACAGAGCAAGGUGUACCCGUUGCCCAAGGUCAAUGGGGAUGGAUCCUCUACAGAACUUCCCCUCUCCUACUCGCAGGCCGUGUCGUUUGUUGCAAACAAUAACUUCAAGCAGCUGUGGGAGGAGGCCUACAGGAAAUACAGCGGGGCCCAUAUAAAGCUGUGCAGAGGAACUCUAUCUGCGAGCGCCACAAAGCCAACUCCUGGCCAUGGACAGCUGCAGCCCCAUGAUGCGGUCUUAAAAGAGCUUAUCCAACGCGUCUACCAUUGUCCAGUGCUUCAUUGUCAAGUGGACCGAGAGCGGGUUGGCGAUGGGAACUCGCCAAUGUCCGACGUUACGAUGUCCGAGUGUCAUGCCAACAUCUUGCCGGCUCUAGUGGCCAUCGAGACCUCCACGCACUUCAGUGUAUUCUUCUAUCCCCCGGCCCUCGAGUGCAGCCUCUACGACUGCAUCACUUUCAGCCCAGCGUUGUUGGGAAAGGGUUACAACAAGACGCUCUUCGUUAUCUACCAAAUCCUGCAGUUGACAAAGCACCUGCAGGCACAGGGGCUCUUCCUUGGCGAUCUCAGGCUGCAACACAUCGUCCUUCGCGAGAAUCUCUGGCUGCAGGUCUUACCUCGCCUGCAGUGCAACCUUUUGGAGGAGGAUCCCGCUGUGGACGACAUUUCACCAAUGACGCCACUAGCCAGCGAGGAGUUAGGGGAUCAGGUUGACCACCAGACCCACAGGCUGCCCUCCAGCAGUACCAUUUUCGACUUGCGCCUCGCCUACGACCCCGCCCACUUCAAUCUCCGGGAAUAUUCCGAAAUGUGGUGCAACGGCCAGCUGUCCAACUUCGAUUACCUAACCAUCCUGAACAACGCAUGCGGACGGAGUCUCACCAAUGCGGCCCACCACCACAUUAUGCCCUGGGUCACCGACUUCAGUGGACGCAAUGGGGCCAACUGGCGGGACUUGACCAAGAGCAAGUACCGUUUAAACAAGGGCGAUGUUCAUCUGGAUCUUAUGUACGCCCAAGCGAGUCAGCACGGCACUGGAGAUGCUAAUUAUCCACCAAUUGGCGAUCAAGCGCCUCACCAUGUUUCGGACUUUCUCUCCGAGAUCACCUACUUUGUGUACAUGGCCAGGAGAACACCACAGGCCAUUUUGUGCGCCCAUGUACGUCCCAUCUGGGUCCCAGCGGAGUAUCCCGUCUCCAUACAGCGCUUGCAGGAGUGGACGCCGGAUGAGUGCAUUCCAGAGUUCUACUCGGAUCCUAUGAUCUUUAAAAGUAUCCACGAGGACUUGCCGGACUUGGAGCUGCCUGCCUGGGCCACCUGUCCCGAGGAUUUUAUCUGCAAGCACCGCGAGGCUCUCGAAUCCCAAUACGUCAGUGAACGACUGCAUCAUUGGAUUGAUCUCAAUUUUGGGUACAAACUAAGCGGAAAGGCGGCAGUAAAGUCUAAGAAUGUCUGUCUCACCCUGGUGGAUCAGCAUAGGAAUCUCACCCAGCGGGGCAUCGUCCAGCUAUUCGCUCAGGCGCAUCCCCCGCGACGAUACACCACUCCCUGGUUCAAUAAGACCGCCCCCCGACUAAGCCAGGUGUACGCCAGUCCCACGAAGCGUCUGGCCAAGAGCACGGAAAACCUGCACACGGACAUCGCCUCCGGCUCUCCCCGCCUCUCGUUGCGACCCGCCGACGAUGGAUCAAGCAGUUCAGCAUCGGCCUCCAACUUCUAUGCGAUUACCAACUUUAUUGAACUUCCCGAAAACUAUAGCCCGACGUUGCUUUUGCAAAAUCUGGAAACUCUGGAGUCGUUCUAUGCGCGGACCUUUCCACAACAGAGCGCAUCGGCCAACCCCGAGGAGAAGAUGAUCAGCAGCGAUCUCAUGUUCGAGCAAAACUCGGCGGACCACUCGUUUACCAAUCAGCUAUUCGCCAGCGGUGCAGAUAUCCCUACCAAGUCGAAGAACCUACUGAGGGAGAGAAAGAGCUGCCUGCAGCAUCUGCUGACCGCCAGGAGAGAGCGAGACUUGCAGGUGCUCGGGUGCCUCAUGGUAGAGCUCUUCGCCAUACAGCGAUUACGACCCCUGCUGAUGGGAAAUGGCUUGACGGCUUCGUUUGAGGCUCGCCUUGCCGCCUGUCGUACUGUGGCCCAAGUGCACCGUCAAGAGUUGCCAAAACCAGUACGUCGGGUGGUGCGACUGCUGCUGCAUCUGGAGGAUGCCGCCAAAGACGACCAGGGCUUGCCACAUCCACCGAGCCCGGCGCAGCUGGUGGAACCUAUGUUUGCCAACAAUUUUCUGCCGUUCCCUAGCCACUACAUGGCAGUGUACGCGCUGGUGAGAUCCCUGCACGCCUUCGAGGCUAACUCCGUGCUUCUGGAGCUACACACCCACUUCAGCUGCAAGGGCGGAAAGGAGUGCGCCCAGUACACGGAGAUGGAUCGUCAGAGAGUGCUGUUCGAGCGGAAAAUCGCCGAGUGCAAGGUCAUGUCCUGCUGUGCCCAUGUGAAGCGACUCCUGGAGCCAGUGGCCUUUGCCUAUGAGCAGUUUACACCAGUGGAACUCCUGCUGCCCCAUGUCAUCGACCUGCUGCGCGACGAACGCACCUCAAUCCUGACCGCAUGGAAUCUUUUCGACCCCAUUGCUCAGGCCUUAGGAGUGGCCCAAACCCAACAGCAUUUGCUCCAGCCGCUGCUCAAGCUGUACGAUGUGGAGGGUGUUACUUCCUCGGAAGAUGCAGGCUCCAACAACAACAGUGGCGGCCACCUGCGCUUUUCCGCCAGCAGUUCGUUCAAGUCCCGGAAAUCCGUGAAGCUCUACCACCAUAGUUUUCUGCUCCGACUGAUUGUGAGAUUCGGGCUUCGCUGUUUCCUCCAGCACUUUAUAGCUCCGCUCAUCGAAGCCGUCGGUGGCUACAAGGAGCCCGAGCAGGGCAAUGGCUAUCACUAUCACAGCGGUGGGAGCCGGAGAACCAGCAAAAAUCUCAAUCUGGCAGCUGGAGAGGAAAUCCACCCGUCAGCCGAACCAGAGACCAAGCCCGACAUUGAAGAGCUCUUCACGUUCGAGGAAGACCAGGAUAGAGUGUCCAGUCAGGAGAGCAAGUCAGUGGACUCCUUUGACAUGCGACCGAAUACGAGUGCUGCCAGUGCAGAGGAAGCGAGGGAGUCGGACGGAUCGCCCGACAAACAAGUUAUCAACGAACUUAUUUAUGGGGCCAGGAUCUCGCCGGACAAGCUUUCGCUUCGAGAUGGCGAAACACCGCCCGCUUUUGCCGCACCGCCUAUUGGACCCCGUUCACCCACCAUCGAGAUUCCAGUGCACCCCAGUGCCGGUGGCAUCCGGCGCAGUUUCCAGCUGAGCGCCAUCGACUGCGAUAUUGGCUCCCGCAAGAGCGUUGACAGCUUCGAGCUAAUAAGCCAGGCGGUGGAGCAGUUGCCUCCACCUGCGGCGGUGGAGACCGAGGCGGAGGCCAUGGACUCUCUGCAGGCCUCGGUCAUCUCACGAUUAUCGGAGGCCAAGGCUGUACAGAACAAUCGCAUCAGCGAAAUGAGCGCGGAGAGUCUGGUGUGGCUCUCGCAUCGACUAGGACCGGUGCUCACCUCGCGAUACAUAACUAGGAAUCUUCUGAAACUCCUUUCGCUAUGCUACGUGGGCCAGGAGAACCUGCUACCCGAGGUGGAUGACGGUGGUGCCAGCUCCUCCCCUGAGGCGGCGAAUCUGAACUACUUCACCAUUGCCAAUGCCAGGGUAGUGGGCGACCGCAGUGCGGCUCGAGUACUGGAAUGUCUCAUGUCCAUCGCGGCUCUCUACGGUGAAAACUUUCUCCUACUACAGUAUUUCCCGCAUAUUAGCGAAUUGAUUGCCCUUUGCUCCAAGCGGAUCACCGGCAGUCUGGAGGGCGCCAUCAUUAGCUCCCUUCAACUGCUCAAGUACAUGAUUCCAUGUCUGACCGACUCCAGUCUCAUGGAUAACCUUCAUCACAUUCUGCUCGACGCCAUCCUCCUGCCCAUCUUGCGCCUGCUAAGCUCCACGAAUCUGCUCAUGCCCAGUGGCUACCUGGGACGCUCGCUGCUGGCUCGCAAGUUCCUGGACGCUAUCUAUGCGCUCAGCGUGCGCCUGGGAUCGGAUAUGACCCGCGAGCAUCUGUGCCAGUCGAUUAUAUGCCCGUUUUUCCUGAUUUUCAACAAAGCCUUCGGCCUGCCGAACGACUUUGCCUGUGAUCUGGCCAAUCUUUCGCUGACGGGCGGAGUAAGCCAAAAGGAACGCGCCCUGGAGGAGCUUAGAGACGUGUUUGGACCGGAGCUGGCGCACACUGCCUAUCUGACCUUUUUGCGUUUCUUGGACGAGGCCAUCAUGAAGAGGACGCUGAGUAACUUGGAAUUUGUGCUGACCCUGUGCCACGAGCACGAGCAACCCAGUGGCAGUGUCCCCAAGAAAGUCCAGCUGGCCACGAGCAUAAGUUCCGGCCAAGAUGAGGACUCUGUGGACGCCUCUUGCCAGCUGGCUGCUAACAGUUUUGGCACCCAGAUCGUGGGCAACCGAUUACAAGUGGUCCGGGGCAAUGUGGAGUUGCUAGAUAUGGUGGCGUACAAGUUGGACCAGAUGCCUAGUACGCGACAUCUUGAGGGGAACUGGCUGGCCUACUGGCGGCAUGAGACAACACGAAGCGAAAAGGAUAACCAGGCCCUGAAUCUGAAGCAGAUUCGGCUUCAAUCCUUCGUAGGUCACACCAACUCUGUGCGAGCUAUCUACGCCCUGGACAACGAAAACAGCUUCGUGUCAGCCUCCAAGGACAAAACCGUGAAGCUGUGGUCCCUUCGCAGCGAAGGAGAUGGGCGCAAGUCGACACCCUGCCAGUUUACCUACACGGCACACAAGAAAUCCAUCAACUCCCUGGGCUUCCUUGAGUCGUUGCGCUACGUGGUGUCCUGCGAUUCGGGUGUGCAUUUGUGGGAUCCGUUUAUAGGCAGACCUCUUGGCAUACUGGAUGGGCCACGACACAGUGCCGUGACAGUGGUCAAGUGUCUGCCCUCACACUCGCCACUGGUGAUUGCCGGCACGGCUGAAUCCAGCGUCAAGAUGAUCGAUGCUCGCAGCAUGGAGUACGUGAACGAGUGGCGGGUGUGCAAUGCUACACUGCCCAAUGCCACGGUGCGCUGCUUGGCGGUGGCUCCUUCCGGAAACUGGCUGGCGGCCGGACUCUCCUCCGGCUGCAUUGUCCAGCUGGACACGCGCACCGGCAUGGUGAUCAACUCCUGGCGACCCAUGGAGUGUGACCUGUUGCAGUUGGCCGCGCCGAGUGAUCAGUUCCUGGUGAGCUCCGCACUAGAUCAUUCCCUGGCCGUCUGGCACGCCCUGGAUGGCAUUAUGCACUACCAACUAAAGCCUCCCCCAGAGCCGGCCCACUUCCUGCAGAGUGUGGGCUCCUCGCUGGUCUACGCCACCACUGGCAACCGUGUGGGCGUCCAUGCGGAUGUGGCCCACUCGCAUGGCUUCAACUCCAUCACCAAGCUGCGCUCGGAGACAUUCCGCGGCGUGCUCACCUCCCUGGCGGUGUUGCCCCUAAAUCGAGCUUUUCUGGCCGGUAACGAAAGUGGAAACAUUGCCCUGCUUUGUUAGAAGAGUUGGCUGAUGAUAUUGUAUUUUACAUUGUAUUCCUUAGUUAAUUGAAAUGGCACCAAAUAUUUAUUUUAAACGAGCUGACGCAGGUUGGGCAUUGCCGGCAACUUUUCGCCUUUUUGAAACCAUGAAUUUAUGCCCAUUAAGUUGGAAGAUAACACCUUUGAUUCGCACAAUUUGCACAGAUGUUUGGUGAAAGUUUUCGGCAAUAUCCUUCACACGAUACAAGGAAAUUAUUCAUAUACUCGAAAUAAUAUUAACUCAAGAUAAUGUAAACAUUCCAGAUCCAGGGUGUAUGUAUAGAUCUAUUAUAGAGGGAGUACAAAAGAAACCAAUUUGUAUUUACAAAAUAAGCUGGAAAGAGGUAAAAAUAUUUAUAUAAAUACACCUAAAUGCAAUAAACUUUAAUUAAUUGUA
This is a messenger RNA of Drosophila bipectinata, 6473 nucleotides long. It is a transcript of the gene Wdr81, whose product is annotated as WD repeat domain 81. The record is from RefSeq and is a predicted model, not a curated record. Gene Ontology annotation, molecular function: protein binding. Lineage: Eukaryota; Metazoa; Arthropoda; Insecta; Diptera; Drosophilidae.